Messenger RNA from Olea europaea var. sylvestris, 1057 nucleotides. Its product is annotated as transcription factor bHLH35-like. The transcript has 2 exons. Lineage: Eukaryota; Viridiplantae; Streptophyta; Magnoliopsida; Lamiales; Oleaceae. Bases 414 to 1004 code for a protein of 196 amino acids. Gene Ontology annotation, biological process: regulation of DNA-templated transcription. Gene Ontology annotation, molecular function: sequence-specific DNA binding; DNA-binding transcription factor activity; protein dimerization activity. Gene Ontology annotation, cellular component: nucleus. The record is from RefSeq and is a predicted model, not a curated record.
GCCAAUUUUGGUUCAGUCCUCGAUUGGAGUUUAACAUUUUUCUUGGGCUUUUAAACAUUUUAUAAGCUUAGCUAAACAUAGUACAAUCGACAUGCUUCCUUAAAUCAAAUAGUCAAUAUUCUCGAAGGCUAGCAAAUUACAGUUUCAAAGUACAAAAUCAAAGAAAAUCAAAUUGUCAUAAUUUAUCAGUUGAUGCACAUGAAAAUAAUCAAUCCCUGCAGCAAAUAUUCUAACAGCUUUUUGACGAAGAUGUAACCAAAUUCUGAUCCCUCACCCAACCUCCACCCACUCCAACAUCGCAUACAUGGAUAUAUACAUAUAGCAUGUGCACGUAUUUGUGUAAUUGAAUCUAUUUAAGGGGUGGCAGAACAAAAAUUAGUGGAAAUAAGAAAACUGUUUCUGGGCUUAAAAUUAUGGAGGGCAAUAAAGUUUCAGUAAUUCCACCAUUAAUAUCUGAUUUUGCACCGUUACAAGGAAAUUUUAUCAAUGAAAAGGACUCAAGUGGAAGAAACGAAUCUCCUCCAAGUGAUAGUAUACUUAAAGAACGUGGAAGAAGAGAGAAAACGAGUGAGAAAUACUCUGUUCUUCGUUCAAUGGUGCCUAGUCUUUCCACCAUUUCUAAGCCAACUAGAGAGAAGAUUUUGUAUGAUACAGUAAACUACAUUAAAUGUCUAGAAGAAGAGGUAAAGAGGUUGGAGGGUAUAAAGAAACAAGUGCAAGAACAGAAGGUGGGGAAACAAGUUUCAUCAAAGUUUACCAACCAGAAGUCUGCCAUUGAUGUUACCGUCUCCACUGGGGCCACAUUCUUUGCAAUUCAAUUACCUUGCAAACCCGGUAUAAUUACUGAAAUUGUUAAGGUAUUUGAUAAGCAUCAUGCAGAAGUUUUGGAGGCAACAAUUUCUGUUGACGACCAGCAAUUGCUAACCUUCACAGUCACAAUAGUUCUUGGGAGAGAUGGAGUAAAUACAAUACAGAAGAUAAAGGAAGAAAUUAUAGCCUUAUAGGCAGUUUUCUGAUUUAUGAACUCAAUCACGAUUUAGCAAUUCGAAUGUUUAUU